CAGAGCUAACCAGGAAAGGGAUUUAAAGAGUUUCUCUUGGGUAUUUGUCAAACUUUUAUUUCCUGGCUGUGUGCAAAGAGGGGAUUCCACUUCAAUUCUCUACUGAGGCUCUGGGUCCAGCCACUUACCUGAAGGUAGAAAGCAUGAAGACCGUGGUGAUUCUCCUCUGCAUCUUGGGAACUGCGGCUGCAAUCCCGACAAAUGCGAAGUUCUUAUCUGAUCAUUCCAAACCCACUGCUGAAACAGUAAUACCUGACAACCCGACAGUCCCCAUCUUAAGGGACGAAGAUGCAGAAAAUGAAAAGGAAACCGUCGUACCCAUAGAAGACCAUUCCAACCAUAAGGCUGAAAAAUCUUCAAUGCUAAAGUCAGAAGGAGAAAGCCAUGAACAGUCAGCAGAACAGGGUAAGAGUGACAGCCAAGAGCUGGGAUUGAAGGAUCAAGAGGAUGGUGACGAUGACUUAAGUGUGCAUUUUGGGUAUACACCAACUGAAGGUACAUUGGACCUAAAGGAAGAUAUGGAUGAGCCUCAAAAUGAACAACUCCCAGAAAACGACAAUUUCCCUGCUUCUAAUGUUAGUUCCUUUGUAGAUUCUAACGAACAAGAAGGCACCACAAAGAGAGAGGAGAACCAAGAACAACCUACGAACAGUUCACAUCAUCAGUUGAACAGUAAACACAACCAGGACCCAAGGGACCAAGGAAACCAAGAGCAGGAUCCAAAUAUUUCCAAUGGAGAAGAGGAGAGAAAAGAGCCAGGUGAUGUUGGUACCCACGUUGAUCAAGAAAAGGAGCGUGAAUUUUCCCAGGAGCAUCCUCAUAGCAAGCAGGAAGACAGUGAUACCCAAUCUGAUGAUAUUUUAGAAGGAUCUGAUCCACCAACUCAAGUAAGCAAGUUGCAGAAGGAAGGACCGGAACAGAGUGACCCAGAACAAGAGAGCAACUCCAAUGUAGGAACAGAAGAGGGAAAUCCAUCAGACAUCCAUGAGCACAGUCAAGAACCUGAAGGGCAGAGCCGGGAGGGCACAGCUGGCCUCGAAGUUGUCAGCAGCUAUGACGGGAUGGAUAAAAAGACUGUUUCUGAGGCUUUGCUUACGGAACCCACUGAUGAUGAUAACAUCAUGCUCCAAAAUCCCGGGGAUGACGAUGGGAGUGAUGAUGGCUCCAGACACACCGCAGGUGAUGACUCCUUCAUCCCAAGCCAGGCCUUCAUAGAGGCUGAAAGAGCUCGAUCCAAUGACUAUCACAGGAAGCUUGAGGAGCAAAGAGGAAGAGGAGAAGAGAAUGAAAGUGCAGGUGCCAGUGGGCCUGCAGAGCACCCAGAGGUGAAGAAAGCAGAGAGAUCCUCAAAUGGAGAUGACAUGUCCAGCGAAGGGAACACGAGGGUGCCUGGUGUUGAUGCUUGCCUGAGCUUCCAGUGUAAAAGAGGGCACGUCUGUAAGGCAGACCAAAACGGAAAACCCCACUGUGUCUGCCAAGAGCCAGCGACUUGUCCUCCAACAAAACUCCUUGACCAAGUCUGUGGCACUGACAAUCAAACCUACCCUAGUUCCUGCCAUCUGUUUGCCACUAAGUGCAGACUGGAGGGGACCAAAAAGGGGCAUCAGCUACAGCUGGAUUAUUUUGGAGCCUGCAAAUCUAUUCCUGUUUGCACGGACUUUGAAGUGACUCAGUUUCCUCUCCGAAUGAGAGACUGGCUCAAGAAUAUUCUCAUGCAGCUUUAUGAAGCUACCUCUGAACACACUGGAUAUCUAAAUGAGAAGCAGAGAAGUAAAGUCAAGAAAAUUUAUCUUGAUGAAAAGAGACUCUUGGCUGGGGACCAUCCCAUUGACCUUCUCUUAAGGGACUUUAAGAAAAACUACCACAUGUAUGUGUAUCCUGUGCAUUGGCAGUUUAGUGAACUUGACCAGCACCCUAUGGAUAGGGUCCUGACACAUUCUGAAUAUUUAGCUUUUACCCACCACAAGUACCGCCAUUUUUCCCUCAGGUCCCAUUUCCCCCACCUCCACAACUGCCUCUGGUAA
This is a messenger RNA of Otolemur garnettii (small-eared galago), 2024 nucleotides long. It is a transcript of the gene SPARCL1, whose product is annotated as SPARC like 1. The transcript is spliced from 11 exons. The coding region runs from base 144 to 2024 and encodes 626 amino acids. Lineage: Eukaryota; Metazoa; Chordata; Mammalia; Primates; Galagidae. The record is from RefSeq and is a predicted model, not a curated record. Gene Ontology annotation, biological process: anatomical structure development. Gene Ontology annotation, molecular function: calcium ion binding; collagen binding; protein binding.